Zasmidium cellare ATCC 36951 is the source of this 1641-nucleotide messenger RNA. RefSeq lists its product as uncharacterized. Gene Ontology annotation, molecular function: dipeptide transmembrane transporter activity; tripeptide transmembrane transporter activity. Gene Ontology annotation, cellular component: fungal-type vacuole; plasma membrane. NCBI's taxonomy places the organism in Eukaryota, Fungi, Ascomycota, Dothideomycetes, Mycosphaerellales, Mycosphaerellaceae. Gene Ontology annotation, biological process: transmembrane transport; oligopeptide transport. The transcript has 6 exons. Bases 1 to 1641 code for a protein of 546 amino acids. The record is from RefSeq and is a predicted model, not a curated record.
AUGGGUUUCAAGAAUCCAUUCAAGGCUGACGACAACGGCGCUGCUUCUCGGGGAGAGUAUGAAUUGGUCGAUAAUGGCGGCCCCUCGAAUCGAAAGGUGGAAGGCGAAGAGGAGAUCUUGACUGAAGCUGAGAAACAAAGUCUUCGCAAAGUUGCAGAUGAUCUGCCGUGGUCCACCUUCCUCGUCGCCAUAGUCGAACUCUGCGAACGCUUCACGUACUACGGCCUCUCCGGCCCCUUCCAAAACUACAUCUCCAACAGCUACCACGACCCCUCCGGCCUCCCAGGCGCCCUCGGCCUAAACCAACACGGCGCCACCGCCCUGACCAACUUCUUCCAGUUCUGGUGCUACCUCACCCCCAUCAUGGGCGCGGUCCUAGCAGACCAGUAUCUGGGCAAGUACUGGACGAUCUUUUAUUUCAGCAUCGUCUACGUCGUCGGCAUUGCAGUAUUGUUCUUUACGAGUCUCCCGGCGUCCAUCGAAGGUGGUAUGGCUUUGCCGGGGUUGGUCGUUGCGAUGGUAGUUAUUGGAUUGGGCACGGGAGGAAUCAAGGCGAAUGUGAGCCCUUUGAUCGCGGAGCAGUAUCGCAAUACGAAGGCUUUCGUCAGAACGUUGAAGACGGGGGAAAAAGUCCUCGUGGACCCUGCCGUGACGGUGCAGAGGAUCUACAUGAUUUUCUACAUGUGCAUCAAUUUCGGGAGUCUAUCAAGCUUGAUCACCACGACGAUGGAGCUGCAUGUGGGGUUCUGGGCGGCGUAUGGAUUGUGUUUGGCCACGUUUAUUGUUGGAUUCGUUACUUUGGUGGCCGGAAAGAAGAAGUACGUCUUGAAGCCGCCGAAGGGAUCGGUGCUCCCUCAUGCAGCGAGGAUAUGUUGGAUUGGAUCGAAGAAAAGGAAUCUGGAUGCUGCGAAGCCUGAAUACAUGGACAAGGCUGAGGUUCCUUGGGACAGCACUUUCGUGGAAGAAGUUCGCCAGGCGCUUGUCGCUUGUAAGGUCUUCCUCUUCUACCCAGUCUACUGGUGCGUAUAUGGCCAAAUGCUCAACAACUUCAUCUCGCAAGCGGGCCAAAUGGAACUCCAUGGCAUCCCCAACGACAUCAUGGCCAACAUUGAUCCCAUAACCAUCAUAAUCUUCAUCCCCCUAGUCGACACCUUCCUCUACCCGCUCCUCCGCCGACACAACCUCCCCUUCCCCCCCAUCGCCCGCAUAACCGCCGGCUUCCUCCUCGCCGCCCUCGCGAUGCUCUACACCGCCUACGUCCAAGUAACAAUCUACGCCUCCCCGCCCUGCUACUCGCAUCCACGAGCCUGCCCCGCCGCCCUCCUCCCCUCCUCAAACUCCUACACCCCGAACAAAGUCCACAUCGCCCUCCAAUCCCCCGCCUACUUCCUCAUGGGGCUCUCGGAGAUUUUCGCGAGCGUGACGGGGCUGGAGCUGGCGUUUACGCGCGCGCCGGAGAGUAUGAAGAGUUUGGUUAUGAGUGUUUUCUUGUUGACGACGGCGGGCGGGGCGGUGUUGGGGGCCGGGGUGAGUCCUUUUGCGAAGGAUCCGGGGGUCGUGGGGUUGUAUCUGGGGCUGGGGGCGGUUUGUGCGGUUGUUGGGGGUGUGUUUUGGGGGUCGAGUUUGUCGGCCAAUUCUUGA